AUGAAUUCGAAUACCGAAGAAAAGACGCACGAACUGGCCAGGGGAAACGAAUCAGCCGAAAUCUCCUCUGUUGUCGAAUCACCCCGUACUUCACCAACUGAGGGUUCCGCUGUUGGUGCUGGCAAUCAAGGCGUCAAACCCGAACAGACCACGACUUUUCCUGCUCAGGGGGACAAGGCUCCCCAAGUCAAUCCUAAGGACCCUUUCUCUCUCCUUGGAUACAAGCGAGAAAAUGACGCCCUUGACAAGACAACCAGUCGGCUAUCCAAAAAAGGGAAACGAAAGGUGAAGAAAUAUUACAGUCGACAAAAUGCUCUCAUCGACGCCUACGUGGGUAGCACGGACGAGGAAGCUCUCGAGAUCCAAGACAACCUCAAGAAUGGAGGCAAGGUCCGCUUCGCCGUCAAUGCUAGCUUUGUCUGCAACUUUUGCCUGUUCGUCAUUCAGCUCUAUGCAGCAGUCUCCACUGGCUCGUUGUCUCUUUUCGCCACGGCGGCGGAUGCAUUUAUGGACCUCGUCAGUUCCGUCGUGAUGCUAAUAACAUCGCGCAUGGCUUCAAGGCCUAAACAGCCCAAAUUCCCUGUCGGAAGAAAGCGAGUCGAGACCGUUGGCAUCAUCUUGUUCUGCGCCCUAAUGACCACCGUCGCCGUACAAUUAAUCAUUGAAUCUGGCCGUUCAUUAGGCAACGGCACCCCAGACAACGAGCAGUUAGAAAUCAUUCCCAUCGCCUUCGUAUCGACGGCCAUUUUCUCAAAGGGAUGCUUGUUCGUCUACUGCUUCAUCCUCCGACGAUAUCCGGCAGCACGCAUCUUCAUGAUCGACCACCGCAACGACAUCGCCGUGAACUUGUUUGGACUGAUCAUGUCGAUCGUCGGCAGCCGCUUUGAAAAAGUGUGGUACCUCGAUCCCGUCGGCGCCAUCUGCAUUGCAGCGCUGAUCUUGUACUCGUGGACGUCCACUGCGUUCGAACACAUGUGGUAUCUCGUCGGGAAGAGUGCGCCACAAGACUUCUUGAAUAAGAUUGUAUAUGUGUCCAUUACUCAUGACGACAGAAUUCAGAAGAUUGAUACAGUCCGCGCCUACCACGCCGGCGAUAAAUUCUACGCCGAAGUCGACAUCAUCAUGUCCGAAGACGAGUCAUUGAAAGUCACGCAUGAUGUCUCCCAAUCCCUGCAGCGCAAACUCGAAGGGCUCGCCGACGUGGAACGGGCCUUCGUCCACGUCGACUACGACGACUUGCACGACGUGCAUGAGGAACACAAGGCGUUGUAUAAGAAAAGCGACAAGAUGAUUGAGCGAAUUGAUGAGACUCCCGUAGAGGAGCAGGUGGUGAAGAAGGGCUUUUUUGCUCGGAUCUUCAAGAGCAAGAAGCGAUAG
This is a messenger RNA of Rhinocladiella mackenziei CBS 650.93, 1377 nucleotides long. RefSeq lists its product as uncharacterized. Lineage: Eukaryota; Fungi; Ascomycota; Eurotiomycetes; Chaetothyriales; Herpotrichiellaceae. Gene Ontology annotation, biological process: transmembrane transport; monoatomic cation transport. The record is from RefSeq and is a predicted model, not a curated record. Bases 1 to 1377 code for a protein of 458 amino acids. Gene Ontology annotation, cellular component: membrane. The transcript is spliced from 3 exons. Gene Ontology annotation, molecular function: monoatomic cation transmembrane transporter activity.